Molecule: messenger RNA, 1462 nt
Organism: Drosophila biarmipes
Lineage: Eukaryota; Metazoa; Arthropoda; Insecta; Diptera; Drosophilidae
Gene: qkr58E-3
Product: KH domain-containing, RNA-binding, signal transduction-associated protein 2
Exons: 6
Coding region: 61-1020 (319 amino acids)
Biological process (GO): regulation of alternative mRNA splicing, via spliceosome
Cellular component (GO): nucleus
Molecular function (GO): mRNA binding
Source: RefSeq, a predicted model, not a curated record
UUAUACAUACAGUUUUCCAGCUUGUGUUUAGACUGCAAAAAAAUCUCGGUGAAUAAUUUCAUGAUUAAAAUGGAACCACCAAGCGAGUUUGCCGAGAAGCCAGCCACCCAUGACCACCAGCCGCGUCUCAACGAGGUGGCCCAAAAGUUUCUGGCCGACUUGGACGAGGAGCGCCAGCGUUUGUCCGCCGAAUUUCCACUAUGCGCAUUGCUCAUCGACGAGGCUGUGGACCGGGUCUACUGCACGGGUCGCAUUCCCGGCAAGGAGUUCUACGCCGAUGUGUACAAGCAGAAGCCGAUGAAGAUUACCCAAAAGGUUUUCGUGCCCGUCAAGCAGUACCCCAAGUUCAACUUUACUGGCAAGAUACUGGGACCCAAGGGCAACUCGCUGCGCCGCCUGCAAGAGGAGACUCAGUGCAAGAUAGCCAUCAAGGGACGCAGUUCGAUCCGCGAUCGGAACAAGGAGGAGCAGCUGCGCAACUCGGGUGAUCCGAGGUACGCCCACUUACAGAAGGACCUCUUCCUGGAGGUCAGCACGGUGGCCACUCCGGCGGAGUGCUAUGCCCGUAUAGCCUACGCCCUGGCCGAGAUCCGUAAGUAUCUAAUUCCAGACAAGAACGACGAGGUUUCACACGAACAACUGCGCGAACUGAUGGAAAUGGAUCCCGAGUCGGCCAAAAGUAUUCACGGACCCAACCUGGAAGCCUACAGAUCUGUUUUCGACAAGAAAUUCGGAGGCAGCAGCAAUGGAGCUCCCAAGUACAUCAACCUAAUCAAGCGCGCUGCGGAAAAUCCGCCCGAAGUCGAUGAUGCGGAGGAGGUGGCCUACGAGUAUGAGCACCGUAUGCCCCCCAAGCGUCCACCCACGGGCUAUGAGUACAGCAAACCACGUCCAUCAAUAAUACCGACAAACGCAGCGGCAUAUAAACGUCCAUAUCCGACUGACAUGAAACGUAUGCGCGAACCACCCAUCAAGUCCUAUAAGCCCAAUCCGUAUACCAUACUCAAAAAAUAUAAAUAAUAGUACCGAGCUGCGCCGAUCGGAGCUCCGGUCGACUCCGGCACACACCGCUAUAAAUGAUAACUAAGGACGAUGUUUAUGUUAUAAAUCCCAUACUGGGAGCUCUAUGAAUAUACCUAAAGCCUAAAAUUUCCUGAUCUAACAAGGAGAAAGCAGCGUUUAAAAUGAUGCUAUGAAUGAAUAACGAGUAACAUUUAUAAAAAUGCCUACUGGCGCUAUUAAUUCCCACAAACAUAAUAUUAAUCUUAAUUUAUAUUUCGCAUAAACCUGUUCGAACUCUUGACGCUGUGGACUAUGUCAACGGAUCAUAAGCCCAUUAUAUAAUAUUCUGUUUUAAUUAUUAUUUCCUGAGUUCGUGGUUUUCUAUGAUUCUCAAAAUGUGUAAUGAAACGAAAAAAAUGAAUGAAUUUAAUAAAUACUGUCAAAACGAGUCCAACUAUAA